Molecule: messenger RNA, 1962 nt
Organism: Colletotrichum acutatum
Lineage: Eukaryota; Fungi; Ascomycota; Sordariomycetes; Glomerellales; Glomerellaceae
Product: glutaminase
Exons: 2
Coding region: 307-1761 (484 amino acids)
Biological process (GO): L-glutamine catabolic process
Molecular function (GO): glutaminase activity
Source: RefSeq, a predicted model, not a curated record
UACCUGACGAUUCAUUCCCGACUGUAGGUUUUAGAUUCACUCGCCUCACCGUUGAGUAGUGGGGUUCCCUGAGCCAUGAGACAGAUGAGCUAACACACCAUCUUAGUGAGAGUUUUGCCAACGGAACGAAAACGGUUCCCGUUGACAGGAAAGAAAAGGCGUUCUUGCCAGCACCAUCGCGUGGCUCGCGGAAUUCCGCUAAACUGCAGAACUGCUGAAAACAGCACAAACGGGCUGUUAGUAAGCGCCAAGUACAAGCUACAUAUAUACGCUUUCCACUUGUCCGAAUCUAAAGAAGAACUCACGAUGAGUUUCUCCUUCUCACCGUGGCUUCACGAUUCACAUCCCACUUACACAAAAAUGAAAUCCCCCAUCCCGGAUUAUCUCAACCGCGUCCUCGAGAAUGCGCGCCCCAACGAGGCCGGCGCGCCAGCGGGCUACAUUGACGUGCUAGCCAAAGCAGACACGUCCAAAAUGGCCGUCGCUCUCGCCAUGGUCGACGGGAACCUCUACUCGGCAGGCGACGACCGCGUCGAGUUUUCUAUCCAGUCCAUCUCCAAGGCCUUUGUCUACGCCCUAGCCAUCGAGGACGCAGGCCUCCCCGCCGUCCUCGAAAAGAUUGGCGUCGAGCCCUCGGGCGACGCCUUCAACCGCCUCUCCCUCGAGCGCGGCUCCAACAGGCCCAUGAACCCCAUGAUCAACGCCGGCGCCAUCACGGCGCACUCCCUCGUCGUAUCCCCCUCCGCGACGCUGGAACAGCGCACAGAACGCAUCCUCACCGCCCUCUCGCGCCUCGCAGGCCGCCAGCUGCACGUAGACGAAGAAGUCUACGAGGCGGAACUGAAAGACGCGGACCGCAACAUGGGCAUCGGGUACAUGCUCAAGGCUGCGGGCAUCAUCACCUGCGACCCGCGCGAGGCCGUAAAGGGGUACAUCCGGCAGUGCUCCAUCAGCGUCAACGUCCGCGACCUGGCCGUCAUGGCAGCCACGCUCUCCAACGGCGGCGUGCAACCCCUGACGGGCGAGUCCGUCAUCCCGCAGACCAGCGUAAGGCAGGUGCUGUCGGUGAUGACCACGUGCGGCAUGUACGACGCCGCGGGCGACUGGGUCUCCAACGUCGGGAUCCCCGCCAAGUCAGGCGUCGCGGGCGGGAUCAUCGGCGCGUUGCCGGGGCAGGUCGGGCUCGCUUCCUUUUCGCCCAAGCUCGAUGAGCGGGGGAAUAGUGUACGUGGGGUGGCUAUGUGCGAGCAGCUCUCGCGCGAUAUGGGCUUGCAUAUGAUGGAUGUGAGCCAGAUUGCCAGCGCGACGGUGAGGACUUCGGUGGCGACGCUCGUUGCGGGAGCGCAUGAGCCGCAUAAUCCCAAUUGUCAGCGCGAGGUUGUCAUUUUCAGUUUGCGCGGCGCGGUGAGGUUCGCGGGUUCCGAGAGGUUGACGAGGGCGCUGGCGAGGGAGCUGGGAUCGCCGGAUCCGGAGGAUCCCGGGUCGGGAAGGCACGAGAAUGCGUGUGCGGUUGUUUUCUCAUUUCGGGAUGCGUACUCGUUGAAUAAUAUUGCGAAGAGGAUCGUUCAUGAGAAUAUUCGGAGAUUGCUACUGGAUGAGCGGAGUGUUGUUGUGGUUGACCCGAACGGGGUGUUGGGGAUGGAGGUUGAUGCGGAGGGGGAGAAGAAGCCGCAUCCGCAUGUAUUCAAGUCUGAGAAGGAUGCAAGGGAUUUCAUUGGGGGGAUGGGUUGUCAGGCUGUAUUUAAGGAGGACAGUUGGUGAUUAUCGCAGUGCUUUAAUGAUACCAUUUUCAGAUUUGACCUAUGAGGAGAUGUUGUCAUUCUUGACUUGCGGAGGGUGUAUCCGGGGCGUUCUGAGGGCUUUAAGAAGAAAACCUGACUUCAAGAUGCACCGGAACUCUUAAGUAGACUAUACUUCCAUUUCUUGGCAGAUAUCCUGCGUUAAUCAUACGGCAAGUAAGUG